Messenger RNA from Closterium sp. Yama58-4, 2979 nucleotides. NCBI's taxonomy places the organism in Eukaryota, Viridiplantae, Streptophyta, Zygnematophyceae, Desmidiales, Closteriaceae. The record is from the annotation of a GenBank genome assembly.
AUGGGCCAGCUCCAGCGGUUCGAUGGACGCUCUCCCGACCCCAAGGUGUGGCUAAGCCAAGCCACGAGGGCGAUGAGGUGCUUCCUUGCGAACACGAUGGACGAGCAAAAGUUGGACUGCCUUCUCAUACACCUGACGGACUCUGCCUACGUGUGGGCGGAAAGCAAGAACUUCACGACGGUGUCGGGGUUCGAACAAGCGUUCCAGAGUCGGUUCGUUUGGGAGAGCACGGCAACCGUGAUGCAUAAGCUGGCGAAGUUGAAGCAGAAAAAGGGGCAAACGGUGACGGAGUUGGCGGAUGAGGUGAGGCAAUUGGCGGCCUAUGUCAAGGACUACCUGGUCGCCAUGAUGGUGAGAGCAUUCAUUGAGGGAUUGGAGGGCCCGGGGUUAAGGGAUAAAGUGUUGGGAGGAAGGCCGGUAUCAUUGGAGGCAGCAGAGGAAGCCGCUAAGUACUUUGUGACCUACGCGCAGCCAAAGGAGAUAGAGGAAAAGAAGUGGAGCGGAGAGACUUCGAAGCCGUGGGAGAUUUUGCCGGACGUGCCGGUUAGGGUAGGGAAGCUGACUCUACCAGUAGACAUUGCUGUAACGGGAGCAAACACAUACGACAUGCUCCUAGGGCAGGAUUUGAUCUAUUCGGCCAACGCGGACAUCUUGACUAGCAAGGGGAAGAUAGUCUACCAGGGUAACACCACGGACGACUCAGUCCCCAUCACUACGGGACCAUUGGGUGGUGCUACCCGUCCCUCUUUUGUGCUUUUCCCUUCCCACACAGUUCACAGGAACAUCAAAGAGGAGGACGAGGGGUGGAUCAAGGAGUGGAUGGAGGAGCGGGAUUUCCUCAAUUGGAUGGAGGAGAGGAGGGUGGCCAUGGCGGAAGAGGAGGGUAGGAUGGAGUUAACCGCGGAGGAGGAGGAUGAGUAUUAUCUAUGGCUUAGGGAGCAGGAGGAGGAAGAGGAGAAGGAGGAGGUUUCUAGUGAGGAGUUCGAGGAGGAAGAAGGGGAGAAGGAGAUCAAGGAGGCUAGAGGAGAAGAGGAGGAGACUUGGGGGCAUGACUUUGGGAGCCCAACGGCGGAUGAGAUGGGAGCAUGGGAUACGAUGGGCACGGGGAUUGAUUGGGACAAGGAGUAUGAAGAGAUGGUGGAGAAGUAUGUAGAGGAGGUGAACGAGGCCAAGUUGGAAGGGGACUCGAUGGUGGAUGGAGAGGAAUAUCUAGACCAGGGGACGGAGGAUUGGGAAUUGGUGUACGAUAAGAAGCGGAAGCGGAUCAGCCCGGACCACCUUUUCGAACUAUUUAACUACCCUGCAGCAGAGAGGUGGAAUUACCUUGCAGCAGAGAAGGGGGACGAGGGGAGGAUCAUCUUAGGGAGCUACUACACCCUCAAAAAGGAGGCACCUAGGGUAGCUUGCCCCGCGUUUGAGGACCUGCCCGUAUCGUUGAACCACGAGUUGGGGGAGCAGCAGCAAAAGGAGGUGCGGACGCUUUUGGUGGAGGAGAAGAAUGAAGAAGGGGAGAGUAGUGAGUCGGUGACCCAAGGGGAGAAAGAGAACGGUGGAGAAGAGGAGGAGAGCUCGGAGGAGAAGGACGGGGAAGAUGAUAGCAAGGGAGAAGAAGAGGAGGGUAGCGAGGAGGAGGAAGAAGGGGAAGCGGAUGGUAGCCAAGAAAAGGAGGAGGGAAGCAAGGACAAGGAUGGAGAGGUGGAGGAGGAUAGUAGUGAGGAGGAGGAAGGGGAAGAGGUUGGAGAAGAGGAAGAUAGUGGGGACUUUGAGGAAGGGCAGCGGCCAGAAGAUGAAGUGGAUGAACAGCUGUUGGAGGAGUUAGGGCAGCCUAAGAAGAAGGCAAGGGUGGAUGGAGAUGAGGAGGAAGGAGAGGAGGGGACCCCGAGUAAGAAUCUCGCGUCCGAGACCACCCUCGACAUCUGGGAUGACGCUAACACGUUGUUCUUCCUAGAGAAGGGAGCGGUUGAUCCGGCAUGGAACUCGGUGGAGAAGAGGAGGAGGACCACGGAUUUGGUCAAGAAGCAGUAUGAUUGGUACGGACUGGGGAGUGAUGUGACGGCGUUUGUGAAGGGGUGUGCGACGUGUGUGUUCCAGAAGGGAUCUUGGACGGCCAAAGGGGAAUUGCAGCCGGUACCGGUCACGAAGCCGUGGGAAAGGGUAGUGAUAGACUUCAUCGGGCCACUUCACACCACAGCCAAGGGAGGGAACAAGUACGUGAUCUCGGCCAUGGACCACUUCACCAAGUGGCCGGAGUGCAAACCAGAGCAGCAGGCAGAUGCGGCAACGGCAGCAGCUUUUGUAGCAGAGAAGAUUAUCUCCAACCAUGGCUGCCCUCUAGUGAUUCACAUGGAGAAUGGGACGCACUUCAAGGGGGAGUUUGGGGUGCUGCUGGAGAAGUUCGGGAUCUACCAUAAGUUCUCAAGGCCGGAGCAUCCUCAAAGCUCGGGGCUCAUUGAGAGGUUCCAAAGGACCUUGAAGGGGGCGCUGCUAAGGCUUGGGGAGGCCAACCCUUUGGAGUGGGAUGAGAACAUAUGGUGGUAUGGGCGUCAUCCCAACAUCACGGGUUCCACCAUGGCGGAUUUCGAGGUACGGGAGCUGUCGGAAUUGUCCACGGAGGAGGAGGCGGAUGCGGUGGCAGGAUACCUAUACAAGAGGACCUCGGAUUUGGAGUUGGCCUUGGCGCUGGCGGCGGGGAAUCAUGACAGGGCACAGGAGAAGCAGAAAAUGGACUUUGACCUAAGGAGGACGACGGUGUUGGAGAAGGAGAAAUUGGAGAAAGGGGACUUCAUUCGGAUUAGGCCGAGUAAGAGGGUGGCAUGGGAGAAUCAGAAACCUAAGUUUAAGACCCUAUUCAAGGUGAAGGAGGUGGAGCAGUUUCAUGUGGUGUUAGUAUGGAGCAGUAUGGAGGGAGUCUCGAGAGAACGUGCAGCUGGUGAAGUUAGUGCCUUAGAACCUCAUCCCCACUCUCCCCGCGAAGUAUAG